AUGAGUAAAGCUCAAGCCAAAAAAAGGGAUGAUCAGAAUGCUGAUACCACACCACAAGUAAAGCAGGUGAGGUCAAUCUUAGACGCCUACUCAACAGAUGAGGGAGAACUCGCCAAAGAAACAGAUUGGAUACUAAAGUUUAUCCAGAAUUUCAGAUUAUCGAAGGAAGCUUUUCGAGAUUUAUUGAAUGAAGUAGAAAACCAACUUAAAAUAACAAAAACUGAACGCGCUGUACCUAAUAUUUUAAAGCCGGCAUGCGAAGAUUUUAAUUUAGGUUUAGCUCAACCUACUGUAUCUGUUUGUUUAAAAGAGGUGUUCAACGCAGUUGAAAGGCGUUCAUGUCCGAAGUGGAUUAAAUUUGAGUACAGUAAAGAAGAGGAACGACGUGCCAAAAUUUAUUUUUACGAAAAAACUGGCUUCCCAAAUAUUGUGGGUUGUGUAGAUGGAAGACACAUAAAAAUAAUAAGUCCAAAGGAAGAAGUAAAACAUUUAUACUACAACAGAAAAGAAUUUUGUAGUUUAAAUGCAUUGAUAGUAUGUGACCACGUAAUGAACACACGUUAUGUGAAUGCCAAAUACCCAGGAAGUCAUCACGAUUCACAUAUUUGGAACGUGUCAGCUUUUAAAGCUAAAAUUGAGAGUGAUUAUCGUAGUGGAUGA
Messenger RNA from Condylostylus longicornis, 660 nucleotides. RefSeq names its product putative nuclease HARBI1. The transcript is spliced from 4 exons. Bases 1 to 660 code for a protein of 219 amino acids. NCBI's taxonomy places the organism in Eukaryota, Metazoa, Arthropoda, Insecta, Diptera, Dolichopodidae. The record is from RefSeq and is a predicted model, not a curated record.